AGGGGGUAGAGUCAGCUUUAGGCGACUCUGUUCAUUCGAGUCCCCCAUGCAAUAACAAUCAUAAAGCCAGCAGGGAACAACUGCGACCGUACGGUACAGCUCUUUGAUACGUGUUCCGUUGUCUUAAGUUUAGCCAUGCAUAGUUAAAGACAAACGCAACAGCGGCGCGGGCCUGUUCUCACCCAUCAGCGAACGAGAGCGCUGCCAUCAUCACGCUACGAUACACAGAUGCAGUACGGUAACGCGAAGGGCCUCAUUUCCCCUCGCGCUCUUGAAAGGGCAUUAGGGGGAGAUGUAAGAGACAAAAAAAACAGAUGCUCUCCGCGUUUUAAUGCUUUCAUGUCACUGGCGUAAAUAAAGUUCCACAACCCUUUGCAUCAUCUGACUUGAAGAGGAGGAGAGCGUGUGGGGGAAGAGACUUUGUGGUUGUCGCAGCUGCGCCACCGUGUUGCCAAGCAGAAGGGCCAGCCACUCCAGUACGGUUAAUACGAUACUCCCAUGGCUCUCACCUGCUCUAUAUUGGUUCAGUAUCCUGUCUGCUUAUUACUCCUAAACGUCUAUUGAUGCCACUGUAGGUUUAGGAUGGGGAACAGUCAUUACCUCUUUGAAUGGGCCUAGUAGUCAUUUUACUCAGAUUUCACGGACAUUUCUUGGGUAGACUGCAGCUGCUGUGCUGUGGAAUAGUCGUCAGAGAGACUAUUCAAAUGUUUUUAUGCCUUUUUAUGCCUAGCUCAUUUUAAGCUCGAAUUGCUACGCAAUUGUGUAAAGCUGAAGUAUAUUGGAUAAUUUAAAACAUAUAUAAUUUUCCAACAUCCGACAGUUCCAACAUUCUCUUAGUAUGAUUCAGAAAAAAAGUUAUUCUCAGAGACAUGCCAUGUUACUUGCAGAAGUUAUAGAACAGGUCUAGCAACAUAUCCAUCCAUUAACAACAGGAUAGUUAGUGUUCACAUGUGUUCUCUAUGUGAGUGCUAUUGUCAACAUUUUCUAAACUUUAUAAUAUGUGUCUGAUACAUAUGAAUUACCUUGGUUUCUGUAUUGAAAUAAUGAUUUUUAGAAUGUGUUUCACAGAUUGACCAAUGAACAUUUGAACACUCUCCUAGCAUGUGAUGAAACAAUCUCACCUUAUAGGGCCAUUAGUGAUUGAUGAACUCAUUCCUGUUAAAACUGGGUUAUUAGGCCAUUACCUUAUCCUCAACUAUUUCAUAUCAAAUUUAAAUUUCAUAUCAAAUUUACAUCUUAUCUUCCCUUGCGUCGUCAAUCCCACAACUAUAGCAGGCUUUUUGACAGGCAGGCUUAAACCACAUACCUGAGUUAAGGUGGAGAAGAACAGGCUAGCAAGGCGUGCUCAGGUGUGCCAUCAGGCUGGCUUUCCUGUCAGUCGUCAGUUGUGCACGUGGAGUAGUGUGUGUGUGUGUGUGUAUGUGUGAGAGAGAGAGAAAGAGAGAGAGAAAGAGAGAGCUGUGCUGUGCUGUGGAUUCCCCCAACUAACCUAAUCCCCAGGGUGCUGACCUACACCACACCUCCGCAGUGACCCCUCAGUGCAGGGAUGGCGCCGCGGCCAUGAGGUGGAUGGACCCGAUGGCCUUGCUCGGCCGGCGAUGGGGGAGACGGCGGCAGGAGCAGGACAGCACCGUACGGACGCUGGUGUCCAACCUGCCCUACGAGGACCUGAAGAAGAAAGAGCAGCCCAAUCGGCAGUACAAAGGCAACGCCGUCAAGACCACCAAGUACACCCUGUGGUCGUUCGUCCCCAAGAACCUCUACGAGCAGUUCCACCGCGUGGCCAACAUCUACUUCGUGGGCCUGGCCGUGCUCAACUUCGUGCCGGUGGUGAACGCCUUCCAGCCGGAGGUGGCCCUCAUCCCUAUCUGUGUCAUCUUGGCACUCACCGCCAUCAAGGACGGCUGGGAGGACUUCAGGAGGUACCAGACUGACCAGAAGCUCAACAAUCUGCCAUGCUCCGUCUACAGCAGGAGAGAGAUGGGCUUCAUGGAGCGCCGCUGGAAGGACAUGCGGGUGGGUGACUUUGUCAAGGUGGUCUCCAACGAGACCAUCCCCGCUGACAUCCUCCUCCUCCACACGUCCGACCCCAACGGCGUGUGUCUGAUGGAGACAUCCAACCUGGACGGGGAGACCAACCUGAAGCAGCGGAAAGUGGUGCCAGGCUUCCCAGCGCCGGAUUCUCCUUUUAAGCCUGCUGGCUUCAAAAGCACAGUAGUCUGUGAGAAACCAAACAAUGACCUCAAUCAUUUCAGUGGUUACAUAGAGAAGCCUGAUAAGAAGAAACUGGGCUUUGGAAUUGAUAGUCUUUUAUUACGUGGAUGCACUAUACGCAAUACAGACGAGGCUACGGGGAUUGUGGUCUAUGCAGGCCACGAGACCAAGUCGAUGCUCAACAACAGCGGCGCCAGGAACAAGCGGAGCAAGCUGGAGCGGAAGCUGAACUCUGACGUGCUGUACUGCGUGCUGCUGCUAUUCACCCUGUGUCUCGUCGGAGCCCUCGGUCAUACUAUCUGGCUGGAGUCGUUCUCCAGUGUUCCUCCGUACUUGGUUCCUGACAGUGACGGCCAUUUCAUCCCCUCCACCGUGGCAGGCUUCUACAUGUUCUUCACCAUGAUCAUUCUGCUGCAGGUACUGAUCCCCAUCUCACUGUAUGUGUCCAUUGAGCUGGUGAAGAUGGGCCAGGUGUUCUUCAUCUCGCAUGACGUCGACCUGUACGACCAGGAGACAGACACCCGUGUCCAGUGCCAGACGCUCAACAUCACAGAGGACCUGGGUCAGAUCCAGUACGUCUUCUCCGACAAGACCGGCACACUGACCGAGAACAAGAUGGUGUUCCGCCGCUGCACCAUCAUGGCCACUGAGUACUCACACAGUGAGAACGCUGCCCGGCUGGCCGUCCUCAGCGAGACGGAGGCGACAGGCGACGAGGUGACCCUGUUCCAGCAGCGGCAGAAGCAGCCCUCGCUCUUCGCCGAGGAGGAGGAGGAGGAGGAGAAGGGCUCCGGGGAGGGCCGCCCAGAGGCCACCAGACGCUCUCAUGGCGCCAAGGCGGAUGUUGGCAGCAACCAGAGGUCGAAGGUCAACGCGGCGGGGGCUCACGGAGACCUGGCCUUCAGCAGCCCCCUGGAGACGGUGGUGGUCCCAGACAGCAAGCUCCAGCAGGAGGUCCUGGAGGCUGAGCGCCAGUGGGAGGAAGGGCCCCUCAACCAGGGCCCACACCUGGCGCCCACACCUGGCCCUCACCUGGCGCCCACACCUGGCCCUCACCUGGCGCCCACACCUGGCCCCGAGUGGAGCCCACACCUGGACUUCCUUGUGGCCCUCGCCAUCUGCAACACGGUUCUGGUUUCCACAGCAACAGCCCAGAGACAGAGGGUCAUCAAAGGGCGUCACAAUUCCUGCGCACCUCAGACUCUUGGGGGGCGUCUGCGUGGCUUGCUGAAGAAGAUGCGGUCCCCACGGAGCAUGUUUAAAGUGUUCACUGGCAAACAGGAGCCCCUGGCAGACCCUUUCGCCGCAGACGAGGAGCCCCCCGACAUUUUGCACACGCCCGAUGUCUGCACCACUACCCCCGAGGGAGGGAGCCCCAAAACACAGCCCGAGGUGACCCCCCAUCAGGCCCAGAGACAGAGGCCCGAGCCGGGGCCAGCGUCACCCGACACCGUGUGCUACGAGUCCCAGAGCCCCGACGAGGCAGCCCUGGUGCACGCGGCGAGGGCCUACGGCUUCACCCUCCUGGAGCGUACGCCGGACCGCGUGACCGUCCGCCUGCCCCGCGGCGCCCUUCUCACCUACGAGGUGAUCGACAUCCUGACUUUCGACUCCACCCGAAAGCGUAUGUCGGUGCUGGUGCGUCACCCGCGCACACGCGAGAUCCUCCUCUACACCAAAGGAGCCGACUCCGCUGUCAUGGAGCUGCUGGGCGAGCCUGCUGGCGAGAGCGUGUCUCAGCGUGAGCUCAGGAAGCGUGUCUGCAGUAGCACACAGAGACAUCUGGACAUGUAUGCCCGAGAUGGGCUGCGCACUCUGUGCUUUGCCAAAAAGGUUGUAAGUCAGAAGGAGUACGAAGACUGGUCAUUGGUAAGACAGCAAGCGAUAUCAGCCAUCGAGAACAGAGAGGAGCUUCUUAUGGACACUGCUGUGCAGCUGGAGACGAGCCUAACUCUGAUAGGAGCCACAGGAAUUGAAGAUCGUCUCCAGGAGAAUGUUCCAGAAACCAUCGAAGCCCUGCGGGAGGCUGGCAUGCAGGUCUGGGUGCUGACCGGGGACAAGCCCGAGACAGCCGUCAACAUCGCCUACUCCUGCAAGCUGCUGGACCACAGAGACCUGGUGUUCACUCUCAACACAGACAACAAGGCCGUGUGCAGGUCCACCCUGGAGUGCACACUGGAGGAGGUGAGGAGGUGGGCCGGGCCGGACUGCAGGGGCUUUGCUGAGACUUUCGGGGGCCAGGGGUCCAUGGGCCUGGGCGAUGACCCCACCAUUGGCCUGAUGAUUGACGGACGGACGCUUGGCAUGGUGCUUGAGGAGGAGGACCUGAGGUCAAAGUUUGUGGAGUUGUGCCGCUGCUGCCGCUCGGUGCUUUGUUGCCGGGUGACGCCCCUGCAGAAGAGCACCGUGGUCAAGCUGGUGCGCGACAAGCUUCAGGUCAUGACCCUUGCCAUCGGUGACGGAGCGAAUGAUGUGAACAUGAUCCAGGCUGCUGACGUUGGUAUCGGAAUAUCUGGUCAAGAGGGGAUGCAGGCUGUCAUGGCCAGCGACUUUGCGAUUUCUCGCUUCAAACACUUGAGGAAGCUACUUCUGGUUCAUGGGCACUGGUGCUAUUCCAGACUGUCAAACAUGGUCAUCUACUUCUUCUACAAGAACUUGGCGUACGUGGCCCUGCUGUUCUGGUACCAGUUCUACUGCGGGUUCUCUGGCACGGCCAUGAUCGACUACUGGCUCAUGAUCUUUUUCAACCUCUUCUUCACCUCUGUGCCCCCAAUCAUGCACGGCAUCAUGGACCAAGACGUCUCCGCGACAACCUUGCUCUCCAUCCCUGAGCUGUACAAGAUUGGUCAGCACUCUGCGGGGUACAGACGCUCCGCCUUUUGGAUCGGCAUGUUGGAUGCCUUUUAUCAGAGCCUGGUCUGCUUCUUCAUCCCAUAUUUGACCUACCAGGGCUCUGACAUCGACAUCUUCGCAUUCGGAAACCCAAUAAAUACAGUGUCUCUGUUUACUAUAAUCCUUCAUCUAGCCAUAGAGAUAAAUGCAUGGACGGUGGUGCACUGGGUAGUGAUGGUGGGCAGUGUGCUGCUGUACUUUGGCGUGACGCUGGCCUACAGUGCCAUCUGCGUGACCUGCAACCCUCCGUCCAACCCCUACUGGAUCAUGCAGCAGCAAAUGGCCGACCCCAUGUUCUACCUCACGUGCCUCAUCACCAUCGUCGUGGCUCUGCUGCCCAAGUACAUAGUGCAGGUUCUAAGGGGAACGCUGGCGCCCUCCCCUCUGUUGUUCGCUCGGCAGCUGGACCGCAUGCCCCCCUCCCUGGAGGAGCCAAUCCCGAUCAACGCCUCGGCAGCCCCGAACGACCCUCGUUUCACCCUCUCCAGCCUCUCCUCGCCCUCACCCCCACCCUCACCCACACUGGCAUAGCCCCACCACACCCCAGCCCCAUCGGCACCCAGCUUCUCCAAAAAAACUGUGACAGGACUGGGCAUCAGCCGUCAGGAAGAGGGGCGCCAUCCCGGAGGACAUCUCUCUGGGGUGUGGGAGAGCCCCAGGGGGACACGGAGAAGAAGUGAAAGAACGGGAGAGGAAACACGCUGAGCGUUAUUUUUGUAUGACUUCAUUUUUGUUGUUGUUGUCUGGUAAAUAUAGAAUUGCUUUUAAUGUUUUGUACACAGGGAAAGAUGCUUUUGAAGGAUGUCUGAGCUACACUGCACAUACCACCAGCGACAACUACAAAUACGGCUUUUUUUUUUUUUUUUUUUCUUUGGACAAGGAGGCAAAAAAUAUUUAUGUAAAGAUUAAUUUAAUUCCUGUGCCUUGUGCCAGUUUGCUGCAGCUGACACUCCAUUUUAAAUGGAGUAUCCUGUUGUAUAUGUUUUAAUGUUAUAGUCUUCCCGGAUAAAAGCAUUACAGGAAACCUGUUACUUCCUUAAGGCUUUUUCAGAAGCCACCAGUAGCUUUCAAAGCACUGAAAAAAACAGAUCUGUCUCCAUUGAUCGAUUCAACUCAUUGCUGACACAUAAGAAAAACUUGAACAGGAAAUGCUUGGCAGAGGCAUUAGCCAUAUCCAUCUUCCUCACUUACAGAGCUCCUUCUCUUCCCUCGGCAACAUGCAGAGCCAAUUUGUAUUCACUGGGGCUCCAAGCAGCUCAGGAAAUAAUUGCGGUUUGCAGAUGUUACGUAAUGUUCUGGUAUUUUUGGUUCAUGUAUCCAUAUUGAGAGCAUGUUGCGCGGGAUGGUGACAGACCAUCAACCCCCUUCAAAUAAUAAUAAUAAUAAUAAUAAAAUAAAAUAAACACCCAGGUUUCAGGUUUCUUCCAGUUAGGAUGUGCGCGCCUGUGUGGUGUGUGUUUUGUUGUGGGGUCGGAUGGAUUAAUUCUGCUCUGCGUUACAUUUUUAAUUGUUAGACGUACAGAUGUGCCGAGUGUGAAAUUCCACGGCCAGGCAUGAAAGAUCAUCCUCCCCUGCAUCAGAAUGCUUAAUUGUCCCGCUGACGUUGCUCUGACGCGCUUCGCACUCAAGUGCGGGAGGUCUAUGAUGAGCGCGCGGGUUUUCUUGCAGCCAAAAGGAACGGUGUUGGUGAUGGAUUGGGAAAAGGCUCACCUUUUACGAUUCGGCCUCGCAGAAUGUAAUUGAAGUGUCCUCUGUAGCUCUGACUCUUAAUAAAAGGAGCGAGGAGGCUACACUCUCACUCUUGAGCUGAUUCUAUUUGCAGAACUCAUUGCAUUUUUACGUAAUGAUGUCACUCAGUGGAGUGAUAGAGCGCCAUUGCCAUCUACUGUGUACUGCUAGUACUGCAAGCGAUUAACGAAAUAAAACGUCCCUGUAGGGGCACAAAGUGAACACAAACCCA
This is a messenger RNA of Alosa alosa (allis shad), 7066 nucleotides long. It is a transcript of the gene atp10b, whose product is annotated as ATPase phospholipid transporting 10B. Gene Ontology annotation, cellular component: plasma membrane. Gene Ontology annotation, biological process: phospholipid translocation. The record is from RefSeq and is a predicted model, not a curated record. Lineage: Eukaryota; Metazoa; Chordata; Actinopteri; Clupeiformes; Clupeidae. Gene Ontology annotation, molecular function: magnesium ion binding; ATPase-coupled intramembrane lipid carrier activity; ATP binding.